AUGGCGCCCACGCUCCUUUCCGGCUUCCUUGGGCUCCUCCCUCUGCUCUCGGCGGGCUGUCCUCAAGCCGCCCUCCACAAGCGCGACACGGUGGUCGCGAGGGCCAAAAUUCGGGUAUCUCUCGAUACACUGGGAAGCUCUUUUGGGAAAUGCCCAACCAUCAGCGACGCGGCUGGCGGCGGCACCCGGAGCCAUGACUGGUGGCCCUGCCAGCUGAAGCUCGAUGUGCUUCGCCAGUUUGCGCCCCAGCAAAAGCCCUUUGGGGAGACUUCGAUUAUUCUGCCGCCUUUGCCACCCUUGAUUGGACUCAAGGCGGACCUCAAGGCGGACCUCAAGGCACUGAUGACCCAGUCCCAGCCUCGGUGGCCGGUCGACUUUGGUCACUACGGUGGUUUGUUCAUCCGCUUGACAUGGCACAGUGCCGGUACUUACCGCGCCAUGGAUGGACGUGGUGGCGGCGGCAUGGUGCAGUUCUUCCUCCUCCAUGCUCGCCGACCAGGGCUCCUCGGCCGCAGCAGCCAAGCACAUGCUUCCCACGAAUAG
Molecule: messenger RNA, 543 nt
Organism: Parathielavia appendiculata
Lineage: Eukaryota; Fungi; Ascomycota; Sordariomycetes; Sordariales; Chaetomiaceae
Product: heme peroxidase
Exons: 2
Coding region: 1-543 (180 amino acids)
Biological process (GO): hydrogen peroxide catabolic process; cellular response to hydrogen peroxide
Cellular component (GO): cytosol
Molecular function (GO): heme binding; catalase activity
Source: RefSeq, a predicted model, not a curated record